ACCUUUUUACCGGUAGUCACUUGGGUAGUCAUAAUGGAAGCCCUAGAUCUACCUGAUGAUGGUUUAGAAAUAAAGAUUCGUGCUCAAGCUUUAGCUAAAGAAGUAGAUCUACUAGUUGGCAGUAAGUUUUGCUGGCCGAGGAAUGAUUGUAUCUUGCCAUGGUGCCCCCUUGUAACAAUGGAUACUAGUGGCACUCCUCCACCUUCUACUUCAUAUAUGCUGCUUUACAAGACAGAAGGAGAAAGUAUUGACGGGAUAUAUAAUAAAUACAAGGAUGAUGCUCAUCUUGAAGCUCUCUUCAUUGUUUCCGGGGACAGUUAUGAACCACUAGCAUCAAAUUCAUUGCAGCCACAUGAUCUCUCAUUUCUAAUUUCUAUUAUUCCAGGAAAAUUCCAGAAUAAAGUUCUGUCAUUAGCUCAUAAUACAAAAUAUCUUGAGGCCUCCGUAACAGGUUUUUUUCCAGGUUUCAUCCGAGGCAAGUCUCGAGCCCUAUUGCCUCAGCUCCCCAGCAGUUACUAUACUUUAUUCAAGGCUCUGCAAUAUGUUAUUCAGAAUGGUAUUGUUGUCUCAUUGUCUCCAAAUAUCCCUGGAAUCUGUCCAGCAGAUGAAGUACUCCUUGUACACAUUUUGGAAGCCAUUUGUUACUUAUUUGUGGAACAACAUGUUGAAUUUACACGAAUUAAUCUAAAUCAACUCAUUUCAUUUGUUUGUCAUCCUGUCUAUUUCAAUUCUCUUUUUCCAAAGGAUUUUAUAUUCUUUUUCAAUGUGGCUAAUUUAUAUUGGAAUGAAAGUACUCUUUAUAAUCAAGUUAGUCCUUUUAUGAUGGAAUGUCUGCAUCAUUUGUUACUAAUUCCUGUGGAAGCUCUAAAUUGCCAAUUGAGACUCUUUGUCAAGCAAGGUGAUUUUCAUGUACAUUCUGGCAGCUUAGGUGGUACUACUUUAUUUAAAAUGACUGCUAAAUCAAUGCUAAGUUGCUUUAAAAUUUACUACUCCAGCCAAAAAACUGCAGAAAUAAUUCAUGUCUUUCUAUUAUUAAGUAAGUAGUAAAAUGAUGGUUAAUUUGUAGCCUUUUGAAUAUAAUUUGAACAUUAGUCAUUGGGAUGUGAUGUGCAUUGAAUGCAUUGAGGCAGUAAUAUCAAUUUUUUAGUGUCAAGGUUUUGAUCAAUGCAAGACUAUCAAUCAUUAAUAUUUUUUUAUUUCUGUGUAUAAAAAAUGAAAACGAA
Molecule: messenger RNA, 1223 nt
Organism: Amphimedon queenslandica
Lineage: Eukaryota; Metazoa; Porifera; Demospongiae; Haplosclerida; Niphatidae
Exons: 6
Coding region: 34-1044 (336 amino acids)
Source: RefSeq, a predicted model, not a curated record